AUGCGAUCCGCCAUCUACGCUCUACACCUUGGUGUGUGCCUGCUGGCAGGGCAAGCCUGCGCGUUCGUAUGUUCGCCCUCCGGGCGAGCAAUUGCUUCCGUUGGUCCCAAAGGAGCCUCCAGAGCACCAGCAGGAAUAGUGAUGCAAGCGACUUCGAACGUCGAGUCGUCAGUGUCGAGGUACAAGAAGUUGGUGGGCGCCAAGCGAUGGGAGACGGACGAGGGGAUCGAGAAGAGGGCAGCGGGCACCUUUGCGGACAUGUGCAAGGUCUAUGGCGAGGACAACGCCGUGCAGAUGGUGAAGAACUCGCCCUCGUGCCUCGGCUACGACGGGUCGGUUUUCCAGGCCACCUUCGAGGCCUUCACGGAGGUGUUCGGGGAGGAAGAGACGAAAGGGAUGGUGACUCGCAACCCCAACCUCCUUGCGGUGCGGCCGACCGGUUUCGGCGGCGCGGCUAACGCGAAGUCGGACACGAUGCAGAUGAGCUACGUCAUCGCGGCCACUAGGCCUCUUGGACCCGUCCUCCUCUUCGGCCUGGCCUUCUGCCUUGCCAUUCCCUUGGUCGAGAUGGGCACCGGCAUUUCGCGGGAGCAGAUCCUCUCGGCGAUCAUCUCCGGCGGCAACUAACCCGGCGCGUGGACCGUCGUACCCGGUGUCUAGGGUAAAGGAGGACGCGGAUAUUUUUUGUAGAUUGGCCUUUGCAGAACCGAAGACGACACCCGUUUGUUCGCGGAAAGCCAACAGCAACGAAGUGUGUUAUCGGAUGUGAAUCCGUUCUCGCUCUUCUAGGAGUGUCGUGUCCUGUUGGAGUACACCGCUGCUGGUUGUCGUUGAACGAUGUCUGCGUGACGCAGUGCUUCCUCUGCGCCUUUUGAGAUUACACUGCCGUGCGUGUGUUUUGCCGCAUGUAGUGCGAGUUUGAGGGAAAUUUGAAUUUUGAUGUUUUCUCUCUUUUCCUCAUGUGCCCAUGAUGCUUAGAGGACGCCCAAAAACACCGCCUGUGGUAUUGUUGUGCAAUUUUGAGUGUACCGGAGUCGCUUGGCUUUCGACAGGAGCCGGUGGUGGAGGGACGAGGGGAGUCAAGGGCGGCGCAGCAGAAGGCAACAAACUCUUGUGUAUAGGUCCCGUGUUGGGAUACCGUUGCGUUGCAUCAGUCAUAUUUCCAUGAGGGGGGGAGGGGGGUGGAUGUGACCGCGUCGGCAGCACGACCAGCAUGCGGCAACGGCGUCUUUCUUUUCGUGGAGACUGUUGUUGUUGCGGAGACACUUGUCUUGCGACGUGUGACAUUGGCAGGGAUUCGCCCGGACGGUUAUCGCGUGCGGUAGCCGGCACCACCGGGCCUUAGAGCGGACUGGAGAACCCAUCCUUUGCAAUCGGGCAACAUCUGUUCUUGCGCUGACUUUCCGCGUGAGCCACGUGCCCUCUUUGCGAACGGCCUAAGCUUGAUACCCAUCCGCUGGUUCUGCCAAGGCCUGCAUGGCAACUUUGUGGGGACGUUUUUAUCUCAGGAUCCCGAUGUCGAGUUAUUUCCCUGUUGCUACCGUGUUCGUUUCUUUCGACUCACUUGCGUCGCCAACCACAAAGUACCCACCGAUGAUCAUACCGAACAUGAAAAAACAAAACUUUGCCAAGGGAAAAAGACAAACGACAUCGUGAUGAGAGCGUCCACACGGAGCACGGAUGCUACCAUCUAGCUACUACCAACGCGGAUCAGUCGCCACCAAGACCACCAACCUCUUCCACCGCGUUUCACCCCAACACCGCCCUCUAGUUCCUUUAGGGGGUCCUCGCAAUCCAGAAGACUGAUACACACCGCGAGGACAGAUUUCCAAGCUCGAGCCCCUCGGUGCAGCAGAGCGAUGGUCCUUGUGUGGGCAUGCAUACCUCUCGCAGAGCGCAGCAGUGCUGCGAAAAUACAGUAGUGCUGCAAGCACAAGCGCACAGAAAUGGAGAGAAAAAUGCUAUACCGGGCGGGGUGGAACGAAACUAGAAGUGGUGUGGCGAUGCGUUCGGGCCUUGCUUCCAAGUGGGGUCCCUUCCCGGCUAAAUC
Molecule: messenger RNA, 2050 nt
Organism: Ectocarpus siliculosus
Lineage: Eukaryota; Phaeophyceae; Ectocarpales; Ectocarpaceae
Source: the annotation of a GenBank genome assembly